Enterobius vermicularis (human pinworm) is the source of this 834-nucleotide messenger RNA. NCBI's taxonomy places the organism in Eukaryota, Metazoa, Nematoda, Chromadorea, Rhabditida, Oxyuridae. The record is from the annotation of a GenBank genome assembly.
AUGGAAGACACCAAAGAGGUAACCGGCUUGGAACUCAUCAAGUCUUUUGAUUCUUUCCUCUUCGAUGCAGACGGUGUUCUCUGGGUUGGUGACCGUCCUCUUCCUGGAGCAGUAGAAUUUUUACGUUCUCUGGUUGACAAAGGUAAAAAUGUAUUUAUUGUUUCUAAUAACGCAACAAAAACACUGAAUGAUUAUAUGUUAAAGUGUCGGAAACUCGGUUUUGAUAUGAUAACGGAUAACAGCAUUGUUAAUCCAGCCCUUGUCUUGUCUCACCUACUCUCGAAGGAAAAGUCAGACCUUCCUGUAUAUAUAGUUGGUUCCCCUGCACUUCAGCAAGAGCUAGCAAAAAAGGGGAUAGGGAGUUUUGGAGUUGGCCCUGAUCCAGUCGAAAAUUACACUUCAUCUCUGUUCAUCCGCGAUAUCGACGUCUCACGUCCAGUGCGUGCUGUGAUUGUUAGCUAUGAUAUACAUGUUAACUACGUAAAACUGAUGAAGGCAAGCAACUAUGUGCACCAGGAAGGAGUCAAGUUUUUUGCCACAAAUAAAGAUGCGACGUUCCCUGGUUCAAAUCCAAAUAUUAGAAUCCCUGGUUCCGGUAUGGACGUAGCUGCUGUGGAAUACGUUUCUGGGAAACAACCGAUAGUUAUUGGAAAACCGUCACAUUCAAUGUUCGAGUACAUAAAAGAAAAGGAUAAUAAUAUGAAAACACUACUGGUUGGGACUGGAAUACAUUCUAUGGACGAAGUGCAUUCAUUUAGGCUUCAAAAGCGACUUGAUCUGGUACCAGACUUUUAUUCACCUUCUUUAAGUGAACUUUACUCGUCUAUAACUUAG